Molecule: messenger RNA, 7830 nt
Organism: Thrips palmi
Lineage: Eukaryota; Metazoa; Arthropoda; Insecta; Thysanoptera; Thripidae
Product: ras-interacting protein RIP3-like
Exons: 8
Coding region: 238-1902 (554 amino acids)
Biological process (GO): regulation of transcription by RNA polymerase II
Cellular component (GO): nucleus
Molecular function (GO): DNA-binding transcription factor activity, RNA polymerase II-specific; RNA polymerase II cis-regulatory region sequence-specific DNA binding
Source: RefSeq, a predicted model, not a curated record
CCACCAGAGCAGCAUCGAACAACAAAUGAGCAUCUCGGUGUACUACAGCAGGUGUUUUCGGCUAACAUUUACCGUCAAAAAAAGACGCUUUACAGCCUAAAAUAGCGACGAAGUGCAGUAAACAAUACUGUGCUUAAUUUAUGCAAAGGGAAAUAACUCAUCAAUCAGUGAGUGUGGUUGACUUGCAACACAUGAGUGGCCAAUGUGUGUUCGCCAGAAACAUCACCAACAAUCAUUAUGAAUUUUACUCCCUUCGGUGGCCCAUUUCCUGGGUCCUUGCCUGUUCAUCAAUUUCCUGCCAAGUUCAAUCAUGAUGGCACAACAAGUACUACCAAUACAACACCUACUCAUACUGUGACCCAAAACGACAUGUCUAGUGCUCCGAGGUAUCAUUCUAGCCCUGGACCAACACAUUUUUCUAAUCAGCAUCAUUCACCUGUCAGUGUGCCCGUUAAUGUGAAGUAUUCUAGACCAGAAGCACCCACAAGCGACAGCAACAACGGAUCUGUUACCCAGACAUCCAUGAUGAAUCAAGUUGCCAACUCAACCAAAUAUACUAAUGUCCACUACACUGUAAACGUACCUGUCAGCUAUGCUCAGCAGACUCAACAGCAGUCUCAACCAUCUGCAACAUCACCAUCUUUACAAGACAGAGAGGCUGCUGAAACAGAAGCUCAAGAGCAACAGCAGCAGCAACUACAACAGCAACAACAACAGCAGCAGCAGCAGCAACAACAACAGCAGCAGCAGCAACAACAACAACAGCAGCAACAACAACAGCAGCAGCAACAACAGCAGCAGCAACAACAACAGCAGCAACAGCAGGAGCAACAACAACAGCAACAACAGGCUGAAACGGGUGAAACAGGAGAAGUGUUCAAUGGCACUGGAACUGUUGUGGGGCACCACCUUCAUCAUCAUGGAACACAGACAACAAUGCCUGCAUCUUGGCAGUCGCUAGCUACUCCAGGUUCAACUGUUGCAGACUACCUCUCUCACCUUCCGGCAUCAACUCUUCCUAUUAGCCUCCAUCAUUUUCUUAAAUAUUCAGCUGAGUCUAUUAAAAAGGAGUCAGAAGGAAAUCCAGCUCCACCCACUACUGCAUCACCUGUGCAAGCAGUAGCUGCUCCCACCAGUGUUAUCAAUAUGAAUGCCCACCAUCCCAACAAUGGUGUAAUGUCACCAAAUGGCCAUGACCAGCAAGUUCAACAGCUUCAGACUGUGCAGCAGAUUCAGGUGCAGGUCCAGCAUGAGCAGCAUGAGCAGCUCGAGCAGCAUGAGCAGCACCAUGAACAGCAGCCGGGACAAGUAGUCAUCAUCAACCCUGCCUUAAAGAAGAAGAAAAAGAAGAAAGCCAAAGAGAAGAAACCGAGACCAAAGCCAGGAGAAAUCAGACUUACCACUGCCUUGGAUGGAUCUACCUUGUAUUGCUGCCCUGAGUGCCACAUGGCAUAUCCUGAGAAAGAACUGCUUGAACAGCAUCUUUUAGGUCAUACACUGGAACGCAGAUUUGUCUGCAACAUUUGUGGAGCUGGGCUUAAACGCAAGGACCACCUGACUCGCCACAAGCAGAGUCAUAAUCCCGAAAGACCAUUUGUUUGCUCUGUCUGCCUGAAGGCUUUUAAAAGGAAGGAACAACUGACCCUUCAUUUUGUGAUUCAUUCUGGUGAAAAACGGCAUGUUUGCACUGAAUGUGGUAAGGGUUUUUACCGAAAGGAUCACCUACGUAAGCACACUCGAAGUCACAUUGCAAGAAGGGUCAAAGCAGAAAUGAGCCAGAACAAUCCUCCAGCAGCAGCAGCUCCUGGUUUAGUGCUGACACUUCAGCAUUCAGGUCCUCAACAUGUUCAAACUGAACAUCAACAGCAGCAGCAGCAGCAACAACAACAAAUGAUAUCGUAACUUGGUGAUGGUGAACUUGUUGCCUUCACUCAUCAUCCCAUUUCAAACAAAAUGUUUCUAUUUGGUGUUUUCUUUCAUAACAAUGUUUCAUAGUAGUGAGAAAUUCUAUGCUGAUUGUGGCAUAUAUAUUAUUUAUUGUUUAGGUUGUUUUGUUUGUUUUAUACCUGAGCAGCUGGGCCAUUUUCUGCCAGUAUUCCACAGAACACUUGUUGUUUCCUUUUGUUACCAAUGCUGCUGCUCUUUCGUUCCUUGGAGCACAAUGUAACAUUGUUCAACUUGGAAUGUGGGUUCAUCAAUGAUCUCAUAGACUUCCAUCUGGGUGCUCUGUAGGCAUUGAUAGCAGCAUUAUUGCUUGUUUUACCAUGAGAUGCUUAGCAGUUCAUUUUACCUAUAAUAUAUUGUUGGUAAGCCUCAGCGCUGAAGUUUUUGGAUGGUGUUAUCCUAUGUGGAUUAUCUUUUCUGGAUUUUGCAGUGCUUAUACUCGAGAAGCUUAUCGUGAUAACUGAAUGAAAUGCUGAUUUUAAGGUUUUCCAUUUAAAUGGAUGCUGUUGUAAUGUUAAGGCACGGACAGAAGGGCAGUGCUUAUUUUGGGACAGACGUCUAGUGUAGGAAGGGUUGGAUACCUUAGCCCUCUCUUCUAGCGAGGACCCCAAUCUCUAGAAUGCCCAUCUAGACAUCCCUACAUACCCUGGAGGUCCUGGAGGUUUUUCAGAAGCAAGCCUGGCUAACUUGUUAAAUCUAAUUCAUACACUUGAAUUGGUUACCCAAUUGCCAAGGAGUUGUGAUGAUUUCAAUUUAGUGUUCACAGUAGAUCUUGGAGGCAGUCUUCCAAAGACAGUACUUGUGUGAAGUAAUUUUUCAGGAGGUGAAUUUUGAAAUGAAGUGUCACGUCUUCAUACAUAUGUAUGUGCUUACAUAUAUAAAUUUGUAGAUUAGUAUGAACCAGAUGCUUCCAAUGCUGACUUUUAUGCUACUCACUUAAAUUUGAAAUCACAGUAUACACUGGGGUUUGAAUCUCAGGAAUAAAUGAGCUAGGGAUUCAUGCAACACUCUGACAAGAUAUGUUCAUGUAUCUACUCAUUUAGCUAUUGUGUAAAUGUUGCCAUUGAAGUGUGUUGUGUGUCUAGAUUAUCCUUUUUUUUUGUGCUAGGAUGAAUUGCAAUUUUAUGUUGCAAGCUGUUUCAUCCAGAUAUCAUGAUGAGGUUCAGUGGCUCUCAUUGUUGUUGUUUGUUUUCUUUUUCUUUUGUAAACCAUGACAUAGGAAUCAGACUGUUUUCAAGUCUUAUUAUCAUUAUUCUGAGCUACAAAAUUCACUCUAGCUCUCUUCCCCUCCCUUGUCUUUCUAUUUUCCUUAACUUAUGCCAUUUAAAAUAUUUUUUUGUCUGAAACUCCUGUUGAAGGUAGAAUAAUGAAUACCUUACUCCUUGUGAAUGUGACAGUACUCUUAUAUUAUAGCAAGUUGCUGAGGCUAGAAAGUAUUAAAUGUGAAUUCAUCGAUUGUUUUUUAAGUAGGUAAUGUAGUGCAAAAUGCUAUUGAAGACAGCUUUUUUUAAAGAUAGUAGUGUGAUUUUUUUUCAUUUGUAUCUUUUAUAUGUACAAUUACUGUAUCAAAUUAUGUUAUAGAAUCUACCUUUCUUGUUUCGUUUUGACAAUGAUAAUUAAUGUACAUAUGGAACUGUUGACUUGUCUUUUGAAAGGGAAUGAAAAAUUUGUUUUGACCAGCCGUAAGGGUUGAAUCAUCAUCAAGGUCGAGUGGUUUUUUUUUUAUAAAUCAAAUCCUCAAAGGAAGAUCAGAAAGAUUUGUAAAAUCUCCCUACUUAUUGCAUCCAACUGUGGUUGAAUACCUUCAGUAAGGUCUGUUUGCCACCAGAUUUUGAUUUUGGACACAGAUGUGCACCUACCUUUUCCAGUAUCCAAGAGGGCAUAGUAGUGGUCCUUGUGUUGUGUGUAGUCUCACUUUCUCCUGAAGAUGAUCAUUAAAUUUUAUAUGUGACUUAAUCAGCUAUGUAAACUCUCUUCAGAUGUUAGAGAUUGACAACCUGCGGAAUUCUUGGAACAGCUGUAGUCCCUCUCUCCUCCCUUUAAGAAGUAAUGACGUGUAGAAUGCCUCUCUUGAGAAGUAUACCCAUUAGGCUUUUAUUUUUGUGCCAUGCCAUGAAGUUUUUCAAUAAUCAUCUAUUUUUGGAACAUCAAGUGCAAGAUCUUUGUGUAGAUUUCUGUUGCUGGAAUCGGAAUCUAAUUUUACUAAGGUUCAGUCUGCUAUUCUUCAUGCCAGAUCCAAGCCAAAGCUUCACACAAAUUUUGUAAAGACAUACAGUAGUUUGUUUUUCUUUCUAGCAUCAUUGUGUGUGUGUUGAUUUGGGUGUGCUUUUGUAUGGCUCCUAUAUUUUAUAGCAUCCCUAAUAAGAGCGUGCUUUGGAAUAGUCUGCAUAGUUAGCUGUGACCGUAAUGUAUUCUCAAAGCUGCAUUUUAUUUUCUGAGGUUUGGUUCAAAUGAAUCUCAGACUGAGCAGCAGUAGUCUACACUGCUUAGACUUGCAUGCCAUAAUCCUCAGGAAUCCCUGUAGCAUAGUAUUAAGUGAAUAAGAUCAAACUCAAUAGUACCUUCCUACCUAAGGCUUCUUUGCUAUCCUUUUUUGUGUGAGUACUUGGGUAUACUCUUUGAGUCAUUUCAGUCAUUUUUGUUUACUUUUGUGAUGUGUGUGAUACAUCAUUUACUCAGUACAGCCUUUGAGGCUAAUACAAUCUCACGCGUUCAUAUUGUUUUUGCAAUAAACCGUAUCAAGUGACACGUAGCUAUGUUGAUCGAAGUCGCCACCAAAAUCAAUAGGUAAUCUAGACUUGAUAACAUAAUUUACACACUAUGUGUGUUGGGUGAUCAGUUGCGGAGUCCAUGGAACUGAUUAUUGGCUAAAAUGUAUCUUUGACCUUAGAAUGUAAACUUUAGACUGAAUGUAAGUUUAGGUGUAGGUAUACAGUGCACUAUAAAGGUUCAAAAAUCUUAUCUUUAAAGAACCUAUCCUGGAUGAAUCAUAGGUUUGUUUUCACAUUGAUUGCAAAAUUUUGUGACCUGAUAGUUGUGAGGAGGGAUCUCUGAACAAAGUAGUAUAUUAUCAUAGUCAUUAAGGAAGCUCAAUCCUUGGAUCAUCUUCAUUUUGGUAUAAUGCAUGAAGAAUGACAAUUUGGGCAUGACAAUACAUUUUGUUGGACACAGGCAAUAUGUGAGACAGCCAACAUGUGGCCUGGGUCUACACAACAAUGGUAACAGUUCAUUGAGCUUUAAUAUGUAGCAUCAUCAAUUUUGUCUUGCCUUAUAAUUUUGUCAUUCACAAUCUAGAUCUCAAAGUCCAAAGAAAGUGAAGGAUGUACAGUUCAUAUCUCUUGGUUUUAAAAAAUGUUGGGCCUUCCAAAGUAUUGUAAUCCAUUCUUUGGACAUUUAACUCUCAUACAGACUUCUUUACACAGCAGUUCGUUUGUAGGAAUUUGACUCGGUUUUAUGAUGAUAACUUAUCUUAUCUCUUGACUUCAGUAAUGUAGGAAACAUAAGACAUUCAUCUGAAAGAAAGAAGUGUAAUACAAAAUUAGAUAAUGCUUAGUUUGUCUAAGAAGGUUUCCUGCAUGCUUUUUAUCACCCAGUGAAAAAGAUUUCAGUAUUAGUGUUUUCAUUGGUACAUCUUGAUGCUAUAAUCAGUCUUCUGACUCAAUUUGGUUGUGUUAUGUUUCUGGAAGUCGCUAUUGACAUCACAACUGAAGCUAAUAGAACCUCAACAAAAUUAAAUCCAUGCUUCCUCUUUUCUCUUUUUUUUAAACUUUUUUUUCUUUCUUAUUUUAUGUAGAAAUUGUUAAAUCAAUUUAGAGUUUUUAUUUGGUUGUGAAUACUAGAGUCAUUUAAGUUUUUUUCCUUCCCUCUUUCUUUCUAUGUUUGUGGGGGGCUCACAAUUGAAGUUGCCUGGUGCCAUGUUCAUAGUUCAAUGUAUAUUUUAUUUGCAGCUAUUUCAGAUACCUCAAUACACAAGUUUGACUUGAGAUUUAAGUGUAUUACCAUUAGAGUGCAAUCACAUUUAUAAUGUUAGAUUUCUCAUUUAAGUUUUUAAUUUUGGUUGUGGUAUCACAUAACUGCUGAAAUUUGUCAUGUGACACCACAUCUUGUGUUUGGGAAGCUUUGCUCAAGUAUUCCAGAACCAAAAGCUUGUGUACUUAUCGUUCUUUUACUAUUGUCUGGCGUCCUUGGUCCUUAAGAAAUCUGUUUUGUUUAUUCCUGCCAAUCACUUAGUUUUUCCAUUGUCAGAUGAGGCAGUUUUGUGGGAUGCUCUGUGUAGUUUAACUGUAAUUUGUCUAAAUUUUACACAUAUUUUGGUAUUGGAAUGAACUUAGCAUGUUACCAUAAACAUUUCAGUUGGCUUGCUUGUUUGUUCGUUUGUUUGCAACUAAAUCAUGGCAUUUUGGCUGUACUAUCAUCAUGAUCAUCCAGUAUUAAUUAAUUCUACCAGAGUAUUUAUUCACACCAUGUGUAAAUGACUUUUUUCUUCUUUUUUAUUCCAAGACUGGGAUUUGAGAGAUUUAUGUGCCUUUGAAUAUUCUGCAUCGUUUCUUUGUUUGGUACUGUAUCCACUUAUGAGCUGUUUGAUUUGUAUUAAGAAGUGGGAAAUCUAUUGUCUUCAAGAUAGAUCAACUAGUUGCAGCUUUGGCUUCACAUUCUCUUUUUCUCUUUGUGAGUGACCACCGGGUAUCAAGGCAUGGUUGGAUUAUUUAAUACAUAUUUAACAUCAACCCUUCGAAGUGAGAUUUUUUUUGUACAGUUCCAGUAUUUUUGUGGACAAUAAUUUUUAGAAACUUAGUACUUCUCUAGAUUGGUGAUGUCCCAAGCAAUAUUUAGAAAUGUUUGCAAUAUUUGUUCUCAAAUCUGGCCUUCCAAUGUUCUAUAAGUAAGCCAUUCAUUUUAGGUCUUGUGAAGUUAAUAUGUAUUGAACUGUCUGAACUGUACUGAUACCUACACUCAUCCUAUCAAAAUAAAGUGGGCAAUGCAUGUUGUAUGUAGAUUCUUCCUUAGUAAACUUUAAUAGUGUAUGACUUAGACUGCUUAACACAAGUCAGACACUUUGCCAUUGCUUUCAAUGAGUCAAGUCUGGGUUUUCAUUCUUGAAUGUAAUAGGGCGGUUUGUUCUGAAAUUUAAUAUAUUUUUGACCAAAUUGCUUCACUUGGGAUCCGGGAGUACACCCAGCUAAAUUAGAAAGUAUUGCCACUCAAUAAAUGUUCUUGUUCUAGUCAGGCAGUGAUAAGACAAUCGUUGCAACAAAUGCUCUACCUUCUUAAUGUGUACAACCAUUUGUGUAAUAAAAUAAGCUCUUUCAGGUGAAGUACUGUUAUAAUUAGUUAGUGCACUGGGACAAAAUUUUGUGUAGGUUCCAUGUACAGAACCACAGUUAUCAUGAAUCAAAUUGAAUUCAACAAAAAUAGAGAUUGUCUCUUAUCUCUAGAAAUGAGAGAAAGCAAAAGAAGUAUAUUUGUGUAUUGGUGUGUAAUAUUAUUUAAGAACUUUCAGUGUACUUUUCAAGCAGGAUUGUAAAUUUGUCAACUAAAGCAAUCAAUGUUGGGUUAAAUUAAUUGUAAGAGGAUGAUACAUGUAUUAAGCUUAUGCAAAAGCUUAUCAAUGAGUUCCACCCCUCUAUUUUCUUAUAAUUUCUAUAAUGUUAGAGGGCACUCAUCACUAAAAUGUUUAGAACAGCUAAGAAGCUGGUAGUACACGUGUCAUCACAUUUUGCAAUUCAUAACCAGAGAGGUUUGAUUCUCCAUGUAGAUUUGAAAUCAAAUCAGGUGUAUGGGUACACUGUGUUAUGCCUUAAAAUAUUGUUAUACCCUUGUACUCUUUGUAUACCAAAUAUUCUAGAUCUGCUUCUGUAUUGAAGGAUUGAUAAAUCAGAACCUUAA